This is a messenger RNA of Camellia sinensis, 1221 nucleotides long. The record is from RefSeq and is a predicted model, not a curated record. Lineage: Eukaryota; Viridiplantae; Streptophyta; Magnoliopsida; Ericales; Theaceae.
AUGGCUGAUGAUGAUUGGAUGGUAGAUGUAGCAUGUGGAAUGCAUAACCAUGCUCCUGCUAAACAUUUUGAAGGACAUUCAUUUGCAGGGAGAUUAUCUGAGGAGGAAACAUCAUUAUUAGUGGAUAUGUCCAAAAGCUUGGUCAAACCGAAAGAGAUUUUGGUUACAUUGAAACGAAAGAAUGCUUUGAAUGUAACCACUAUGAAAACCAUUUACAAUGUACGUCAUAGGAAUAAUGUUAUUAAGAAAGCUGGGAGAUCACAAAUGCAACAUUUGUUGGGUGGAGUGUUGAUCAUGGACUGCACAUAUAAGAAAAAUCGAUAUUGUCUUCCUCUUCUUGAGAUAGUUGGAGUGACAUCCACUGAUAUGUCAUUCUCCGUAGCCUUUGCAUAUCUCCAAUUUGAGCAAAUUGAUAACUACGUUUGGGUGUUAACUACAUUGCGUAGUCUCUUGGAUGACAUUGUUAUUCCUGAGGUGAUUGUCACGGACUGGGAGCUUGCUUUGAUGAAUGCUAUUGACGGGCUUGAAUAUAAUGAACAUCUUGCUAGGCUACUUGCGGAUUUUGAUACAUAUCCUGAGGCAGUGCAAUAUGUGUCACAUAGUUGGUUAGUUCCAUAUAAGGAUAAGUUUGUUGCCGUAUGGACAGAUAGUUGUAUGCACUUUGGGAAUGUUACAACCAAUAGGGCUGAAACUGCACAUGCAAAACUGAAACGGCAACUUGGUUCUAACCAAGUAAAUUUUGAGUGUUCUUGGACCAAGAUCCACAGUUUGCUUGAGUUGCAGCAUGUUAAUAUUAAGGCAUCGUUUGAGAAGAGUUUAACCAUUCUACAACACCAGUUCAAACCAUCCCAUUUUAGAGAGCUCCGAGGCAAUAUCUCUAUUACUGCAUUAGAUCAUGUCUUAGUGGAGAGUAAGCGAGCGAAUGAUGUUGGCAUUGAUGCUUCAGGUCGUUCAAUACCACUUGAUAGCAUUAACCCACACUGGAGGACUCUUGAGGUAGUACAAAAGUUGAAGAAUGAUAAAGUGGAAUUGAGGUGUGAACCAAAGUUUGAUCUCAUACUUAAGCGAUUUAAUGCAUCUGAUUACACUACACAGUUGGAAAUUCUGCAUAAGUUAGGAGAGAUUGUAGAUCCGCAAAGUAGUUUUCUCAUUGAGCCGGAUGUGAAGCCCAACCCUCGAGGUAUAUCGGACGCGUACAAGUACGACUUAUUCAUAUGUUGA